This is a messenger RNA of Staurois parvus, 399 nucleotides long. The record is from the annotation of a GenBank genome assembly. NCBI's taxonomy places the organism in Eukaryota, Metazoa, Chordata, Amphibia, Anura, Ranidae.
AUGGUCUAUUCUUCCUGUCUUUGUAGGGGCCCAGAGGACACAUGUUUUGAGUGUGGGGUAUUCCAAGCAAUCCUCAGCUUUCCUCUAGACUAUCCCCUAAGUCCUCCAAAAAUGAGGUUUACCUGUGAAAUGUUUCAUCCAAACAUAUACCCAGAUGGAAGAGUGUGCAUCUCUAUUCUACAUGCUCCAGGAGAUGACCCAAUGGGUUAUGAGAGCAGUGCUGAGAGGUGGAGUCCAGUACAAAGUGUGGAGAAAAUUCUGCUGUCUGUUGUCAGCAUGCUAGCAGAACCUAAUGAUGAAAGCGGAGCUAAUGUAGAUGCCUCAAAGAUGUGGCGAGAAGACCGUGAGCAGUUUAAUCGGAUUGCCCGGCAGACGGUUCAAAAAUCUUUGGGAUUGUGA